Molecule: messenger RNA, 2177 nt
Organism: Drosophila busckii
Lineage: Eukaryota; Metazoa; Arthropoda; Insecta; Diptera; Drosophilidae
Product: CG4714
Exons: 3
Coding region: 89-2134 (681 amino acids)
Biological process (GO): cilium assembly
Cellular component (GO): ciliary basal body; axoneme
Source: RefSeq, a predicted model, not a curated record
CACAAUUCAAUUCCAUAUCAAGAAAGCAGGUACACCCUACAUAACAAAUACAUCUAUAAUUACAUAUUAUACUUAACAUAAUUACACCAUGGAGGGCGACACUGAAAAGCCAACAGAUGCAGCAGAGACCGUUUUGGAGAUUGCUGUAGAGGCGGCGGCGGAGGUAGCAACCGAAGCGCCAACUGAAGCCGCUGCUGAGGAAGGAGAGGCCACAGAUGCUGAACCGGAGCAGUCAGAGGCAGCAGAAGGAGAAGAACAGCAACCAGAAGGUGCAGCCAAAGCGAAAACAGAAGAUCAGACUGACAACGAAGAGGAUGGCGAGAAAACUGAAGAACAAAGAAAAGCUGAGCGUAGAGAGCGCUUGAAGGCGCAACGUGAUAUGCGCUUCAAAACUGGAGAUUCCGUAGAAGAGAUAAUAACCAGUUACGUUCCAUACAAAGCUGACGAGGAGCAAGAAGAAGAAGAAGAAGGCGAUGAUGGGCUCACAACUUUACAAACUGAGUACACAUCUGCGACCUCAUCUUCGACCUCAUCUUCUGCCUCCGCCAAGUCAGAUAUCUCUGAGCAGGCAUUGGAUGCGCUGCUGAAUCUACACUCUGAUAAUGAGGAUGAAGAUGAGGACGAAGACUUGCUUGCGCCACCACAGGGAGCGGACACAGUCAAAGCUAAGGCAGAUUUCUUAAACUUUUUUGAUGUACCAUCACUAUCGGACAUAUCCGAGGAUGUUUCAAUAGUGCAGCCAGUCGUGCGUAAAAGCCGAAAACAGAAGCGAGCUACGGAGGUAGACCCAACUAGAGAUGAGGGCAAAUUUGUGGAUAGGCUAACAGGACAGCCGUUAGACGAGGAUGAGGAGGAGCUGCCGGUAGAAGAGGAACAGGAAAAACCCGCCGAGUCGACCGAAAGCUCAAGCUCAAGUGACGAUAGCGAUAAGCUGGCCGAGCUUGAUCUGCUGCCCGGCAUACAAAGCUUUGUGCAACCGACAGAGACCGCUGAUGCGAUGGAAGUCUUUGUGCACUUUCAGCAGAGUUUCAUCAAGCCCAGUUCGAUAGUAGUGGAUGAAGGAGAGAUUGAGGCUAUGCGACAGAAGCGUGAAGUCCUGCAGAUCACCAUUGAUUUUCUAUUUGAGCUAUUCAACAACGUUGUAACCGAAGCUGAGAACGUGCAUGCGGACACGGCGCUCAAAGCCAAAUUGAACAAUGAAAAACUGUUGGAUAAAAUGAUCGAUAUGCGCGAUAGAUUAUACUUUGAGAAGGAAAUCAAUCAAUACCUAAAUAGCAAAAUGGGCGAUUAUUACAAGCGUGCCAAGAACUUUAGAGUGUUUUCCAAGAUGGAGCGGACUGCAAGCGAAGUGGAGCACACCAGAUAUAAACAGGCGCUUGUGCUGGUGGAUCACAACAUGAAGCUUGCUGCGGAGGCUAAGAAGAAGAAUGCCUAUCUAAUGUCCAGCGUGCUCAUGGAUCUGCAGUAUGUGCAGAACAUUGCCUUUCACUCCGAAGAGCACUUGGAGGAGACUAUAAUGCGCACCUUGGUGGUCAAUAAUUCGGAUCACUUGCGGCGCUUAGUGGAAAUGGAGCUCAAGCGCAUGAAUCUAAAGCGCAAUGAAAUCAGCGAUACGCGUCUGUUUCUUAUAACCAGAAAGCAUACGCUAGCCCGAAUUACAGAUAAAAUCAAAAAAUUGGAACAAAUCAAUGAGGAUCUCUGCAUAGAUGACUUUAUAGCCAUACAGAAUCAAGUGGUAGCCUUGGAUAAAAAAAUUGAAGAGCGCAACAACGAUCUAAAGAAACUGCGUUACAAUUACCACACCGAGCUGCAUCUCACUCAACACAAUCGCGAGAAGGCGCUCUCCCUAGUCAAGAAACUGGAUCACAACAAGUUCAAGCUACGUCAACAGCGCACUAUACAACGUAAUCUACGUGAGAGCUUAUAUCAGGCUAAAUUGAAUCGCGGACGUAUGCGCAAGCAGCACUCUGAUCUCUCCUUCCAGGGCGGACUGCUCUCCAUGCCAGCGCUAAUGCAUGACUAUGACGUCACCGUUGCAAAGGUGGAGGCCAAGCAACUGAAACUACGCGAACUGCGCGAGAAUUGUAAGCGCGUCAAAAUGCGCAUCACAGAGCUGGAAACACGCUGUACUUAAAACAGAUAACUAACUAACUAACAAUAAAUAAACGCAAUAUAAC